AUGGACAAUUCUUCCGCAUCAAGAUCAAGGACUUCUUCCAUGGGUGCCGACGACAACGAGGAGGAGAUCCCUAGGAGUAUCGCUUCAAUACGAUCAAGAUUUGAGAAUUUGGCCGCGGCAAACGGUCCAACCGUUAUAAAUGGUCUGCAAACGUCUUCUUCCGGUACUAAGAAUGGGUACGCCUCCAGGGGAAGUGUGGAUAUGGGCAAAGCUGCGAGUCUAGGUUUCAAUGGGGAUUGUAGCGCUGUUAAGCCUUCUGCCAUUUCGAGACCUUCUACCCCUGCGCCGAGUUCCUCUUUAGCAGUCCCAUCAUCGCCAAAACUUUCGGUUCCCGAUACAAACACCGUUCCACCUCGACCUAAAACGCCAAAGCCUGCGCUCAAACGCAACGGAUCCACAACACCCGCAUCAAAUCACUCGUCGACUGUCGCCCCUUCCCAAACCUAUCAACCAUCUGACUUAGCGCCAGAAAACCGCGCUUCCUUAGCGUCUCCUGAUCCAUCUCGCCCUACGUCGCCGAACCCCAACAGACGUCCACCACCCACUGUACCAAGCAAACCUUCUUCAGCUGUAGUGACUCCCAGUGGAUCAGACGAUGGAUCAGAAGAAGAUCGUUUCAUCUCUGUCAAAGCGCUCAGAGAACGCUUCAGCAAUGGACCCAACGUAGAAGCCUCGUCAUCGAGCGUACCUCUUCCAAGAUCAAUGUCCGAUGCUCCUAUCAAAAGCGCGCCUGCUAUGACCGUCAAGCAAAUUUCUGCACCGACCAUCAAGCGGACUUCUGCCGACGGCAAGACAGAGAAUCCCGUAUUACUAUCCCCGCCAAUCGAGCCCAAAGUGGAUAUGCCAUCCUCUCCUAUACCUAUCAAUGAUAUUUCCCAUCCACCCAUCUCACGUACUUCUUCACCCGCUCCACCAGCACCCAAUCGAGCUCGCAAACCACCGCCUCGUAUAACACCGAGUCCAGUAUCCUCCGUGUUUUCCAGCCCUGCUAUUCCGCAAGAAGAAACAUUGCCCGAUACCCGCCCUGCACCGCCUCAACUCCCCCAGAGAAAACUCACAAUCGCAUCACCAGACACCCUCGAACCAAUACCACCACCACUUCCUUCCCGGUCCAGAGCAAAUACAAUAAGCAAAGCAGAGAAUGAAACUAUGUCAUCUACAUAUUCACCUCCACCACCUCGCCUUCCUACACGGAACGCCACCGUGCCUCCUGGUGGUGCUGCCCCUCCUCCUUCCCAUCCAUCUUCCCCUGCGCGGAGUCGAGACAACACCAAUGAGCUUCCACCUCCACCUAUACGCAGUGCGCUCAUGCACAAGACAUCCAUCUCCACUUCGUCUCCCCCUCGGCGGCGGAACAACUCUGGGGAGAAAGAGAAAGAAGAAGGUUACUCUGAAGAUGAAGAUGACGAGCCUGAGGACACUUCGGCUUUGGCUGGGCUGUCUGCGGCCGCCAAGCGAAUGUUGGAUGAUUUUCCGGAUUCAACAGAAGCCAAUCGACGUCCACCAAACUUCAAGCCUGACCUUCGGAUUCGAGAUUGCCACCAUGUCUCUGCAUUUGCAAUGUUUGGUCGGUAUGUCUGCACAGGUUCUCAUCAUGUCAGGAUAUACGACACUCAACUGAGUGAACAACCGAUAUUUAUUAUUGAUCUCAAAGAGGUGGGACUCGAACACAAGAAAGAUCCUAGAGUGACGACGAUGUGUUUUCGACCCGGUGCGACCUUAGCUGAAGAAGGCAGAUAUUUGUGGUGUGGAACGAAGGACGGUCAUCUAUGGGAAUUGGACAUAUCUACUGGAGCGAUCACUUCGACAAAAGCAUCAGCUCAUAAUUUCCCAGUGUCUCAUCUAUUCAGACACCGUAACAAUCUCAUUUCUAUCGACGAGUCUGGCAAAAUGCUGGUAUACGAGAUAGCUGAUGUGGAAGGGAAAUCGCCAACGUUAAGUAGGACAUUGAGGAUAGCAGAAAAGUUCACCUUUGCCAAAAUGAUAUGCGGUAAGCUAUGGACAUCAUCUGGACCCGCAUCGAGAUCCACUACUUCGGCAAGCACAUCAAGAGGGCCAACUGUACGAAUAUACGAUCCUUGUUCUGAUGGUAAUAUGCCACCUGCAAAAGUUGCCUUUACAACCGAAUGGACAGGUGCCGUUACCUCUGCGACUCUCAUCCCAAUGAAGGGCGAUACGAUAUACCUAGGGCAUGAAGGUGGUUUCAUCUCCCUCUGGGACGCGAAGGAGUUGAAUUGUAUUCAGGUGUUGAAGAUCUCCACCACCGAUAUCCUAUCUCUAGAAGGCGUAGGUGAAAGACUAUGGGCUGGAAAUAGAAAAGGUCAGAUAUCAGUAUACGACGUUAGCAGAAAGCCCUGGUUGACUAUCAAUCAAUGGACCGGUCAUCUUGACGCUCCGGUACAAUCGCUCGUGGUCGACCCUUAUUCGAUCGAGCAUUUGGGUAGAUACACCUGCUGGUCAUUUGCUAGAGAUUGCAUCAGAGCUUGGGAUGGGUUGUUAUCGGUCGAUUGGAUUGAUAAACAAUUACUCAUUCGACAAGCGGAUUACUGUUCUUUCCGGGAAAUAAAGCUUUUAGUCUGUUCAUGGAACAUAGACAGCGUCAAACCGGCUGAUUUGACCGGACCAGAGAACUCCAAGUGGUUAGAGGAAUGCUUGAGAAGUGUCGAUUCACCCGAUAUCAUAGUGUUUGGAUUCCAAGAAGUCAUCCCUUUGACAGAUAAGAAGAUCACUGCUAAAACAAUACUCUUUGGGGGCAAGAACAAGGACUCAUCUUCAUCUUCGGAUAAAGUGUCACACGCUUAUAGAUUGUGGAUCGACAAACUUACACAAUCAGUUAGAAUGGCGACGCCCGCUGAUACCACCUACGUGAAAGUCCAUUCCGAGAAUUUAGUCGGGCUGUUCACCUGCAUAUUUGUGAAGAGUACCGAGAAGGACAGUUUGAGUAGUCUGGAUAUCACUACGGUGAAAAGGGGGAUCGGUGGGAUAUACGGUAAUAAAGGAGCUAUCGUGUCCCGAUUCGUCAUGGAUGAUACGUCAAUCUGCUUCAUCAAUGUUCACCUAGCUGCUGGACAAUCACAAAAAACAGCUAGGAACGCGGAUAUAGCUGCCAUAAUGGAAGACAAAGCUAUCUUCCCUGCGUCAGGAGAAGAAAGGCCUUUUGUCCUCGGUGGUAAUGGAACGGGGAUAUUGGAUCACGAGUUGGUGAUUCUGAACGGUGACUUGAAUUACCGUAUUGAUCAACGUCGUGAAAACGUAAUCUCUUCCAUCUCGGCUGGAGAACUCUCUUAUCUCUUAGAGCACGAUCAACUGCGGAAGGAAAUGAGGAGUAAUCAUGCGUUUAGAUUGAGAAAUUUCGAAGAGGCUCCUAUCACAUUUGCACCUACAUACAAGUAUAAUCCGGGAAGUAAUGACUACGAUUCUAGUGAAAAGAGACGUAUACCCGCUUGGUGCGAUCGUAUACUGUAUCGCAAAUCACCUCACAUCAAAACAAUCAACUAUCGUCGUUAUGAACCGACUGUAUCUGAUCAUCGACCCAUAUCAGGGGGAUAUCAUAUCACACUGAAAGCGGUGAACUCGCUGAAAGAAAUGGACGUGAGAAGGGAAUUAGCCGCUGAAUGGGCACAAAAGGAAAAAGAAAUGUUAACGCAGAUGCAGGAUAACGUUGAUUCCUAUACAUAG
Kwoniella shivajii is the source of this 3678-nucleotide messenger RNA. RefSeq lists its product as uncharacterized. Lineage: Eukaryota; Fungi; Basidiomycota; Tremellomycetes; Tremellales; Cryptococcaceae. The record is from RefSeq and is a predicted model, not a curated record. Gene Ontology annotation, molecular function: protein binding; phosphatidylinositol-4,5-bisphosphate 5-phosphatase activity. Gene Ontology annotation, biological process: phosphatidylinositol dephosphorylation. Bases 1 to 3678 code for a protein of 1225 amino acids. The transcript is spliced from 8 exons.